This is a messenger RNA of Dracunculus medinensis (Guinea worm), 906 nucleotides long. The record is from the annotation of a GenBank genome assembly. Lineage: Eukaryota; Metazoa; Nematoda; Chromadorea; Rhabditida; Dracunculidae.
AUGGUAAAAUCGAGUGAUAAAUCUUCGUAUUUGAAUAAAUUUGCCAGCGAUCUUGCUUGUGGUGGUUUGGCUGCAACCGUUUCUAAAACUGCUGUCGCACCGUUCGAUCGAGCAAAAUUGCUUUUACAGGCACAAAGCGCAUCUGCUAUGAUCUCUGCCGAUAAACGAUAUAAAGGAAUGUUUGAUAUUUUUAUGCGAAUACCAAACGAGCAAGGUUUUUUGUCGCUUUGGCGUGGAAAUUUAACUAAUAUUAUACGAUACUUCCCGUCGCAAGCACUGAAUUUCGCUUUUAAGGAUACCUAUAAAAAAGUAUUCUUUUCAGGAAUCGACAGACAAAAGGACUUUUGGAAAUUUUUUGGUGCAAAUUUAUUAUCAGGUGGAGCAGCUGGUGCAACAACAAUGUGUUUUGUUUAUCCACUUGAUUUCGCUCGUACAAGGCUAGCUGUUGAUGUUGGUAAAAACACAGCAAGAGAAUUUAAAGGCUUAACUGACUGUCUUGUGAAAAUAUUUCGAAGCGAUGGUUUUGUUGGAAUUUAUCGUGGAUUUUCGAUUUCAAUUUUCACAAUUAUCGCUUAUCGUGGUGCAUAUUUCGGUCUUUUUGAUACGACGAAAACAUUGUUUGGUAAUGAGAAUGAAUUGAAUUUUUUAAGUGCUUGGCUUCUUGCUCAGAUUGUUACAACAGUUGCGGUGGUGAUACCUUAUCCUUUUGAUACAAUACGCCGUCGUUUACUCAUGCAGUCAGGUCGUUCUGAAAUUGUGUAUAGUGGUUUGUGGAACAGUUUCUUCAAAAGUGUGCGAAAUGAAGGUAUAUUAAGUCUAUACAGGGGUUUCACCGCAAACAUUUUCAGAGGAACAGGUGGAGCAUUGGUACUUGCAAUAUAUGAUGAAAUACAGAAGUAUUUAUAG